AUAGAAAAAGGAGCAGGUGUUGGUGCGAAGUGGAGCGAUGAGGAAUAUGCCAAAGAAGGAGCAAAGCUCGUUACGAACGAGCAAGCUUAUAAGGCUGACAUCUUGCUCAAGGUCCGACCACCCUCACUUACAGAGGCCGCACUCCUAAAGGAUAACUCCACGUUGAUCUCGUUUCUGUAUCCCGCUACAAAUAAGGAACUUGUAGAUGAAUUAGCAAAAAAGAAGUUGAACGCCAUUGCUAUGGAUUGUGUGCCUAGAAUCUCACGAGCACAGGUGUUUGAUGCCUUGUCAUCUAUGGCGAACAUUGCUGGAUAUCGAGCUGUGAUUGAAGCAGCUCAUCAUUUUGGUCGAUUUUUUACAGGACAAAUUACGGCUGCUGGAAAGGUUCCCCCAGCUAAAGUUCUUGUGAUUGGUGGUGGUGUAGCAGGUCUCAGUUCAAUCGCAACGGCCAAAAACAUGGGUGCCAUUGUUCGUGGUUUUGACACCCGAUCGGCUGUCAAAGAACAGAUUCAGUCAUUAGGAGGAGAAUUUCUUACCGUUUCGGUGAAAGAAGAAGGUGAAGGAACUGGCGGAUAUGCGAAAGAAAUGAGCAAAGAAUUCAUAGAUGCUGAGAUGGCAUUGUUUGCAAAACAAUGUAAAGAUGUUGAUAUCAUUAUAUCUACUGCUUUAAUACCUGGAAAACGUGCUCCAGUACUUAUCACAGAGGAAAUGAUAAAAACUAUGAAGCCUGGUAGCGUUGUGGUAGAUUUGGCAGCUGAAGCUGGUGGAAAUAUUGAAACCACGAAACCUGGACAAUGCUAUAUCAAUCAUGGCGUAACUCAUAUUGGAUAUGUUGACCUCCCGUCGAGGUGCUUAAUUCGUUUUAUCCUUAUCUUCCAAAAGAAGAAUUAUGCGAAAUAUACUGUAAAAUACUGCUUUAAUACCUGGAAACUAGCUGCAAGCUUUAAGAACUAG
Messenger RNA from Cylicostephanus goldi, 954 nucleotides. The record is from the annotation of a GenBank genome assembly. NCBI's taxonomy places the organism in Eukaryota, Metazoa, Nematoda, Chromadorea, Rhabditida, Strongylidae.